Adineta ricciae is the source of this 1257-nucleotide messenger RNA. NCBI's taxonomy places the organism in Eukaryota, Metazoa, Rotifera, Eurotatoria, Adinetida, Adinetidae. The record is from the annotation of a GenBank genome assembly.
AUGAUACAUUCAACAACAUCCGAUAUUUAUAUUAAUACAGAAAAGGCUAUCGCACACCGACGAGUUGGUAUAUAUUCAUUUCAGUUGAAAGAAGAAAUCGUCUAUUCAAUUGUACCUAUCAAGAAUGUAUGUACUGAAUCGCCUUCAACGAAUGUUUGUGCGUUUACGUCCAAUCCAGCAUAUCCAAAUAUAGUGGAGAUUUCUACGAUAUUACCAUCUCGUGAUAAAGACAACGCUUUACCACGAUACGACACAAAUCAUAUUUUUAGUUCAAUUAGAAGUAAUCUUCAAAAAAUGCCUCAGCUUCACCAAUCUUUAGAGCAGAUAGCAAAACAAGAUUUUAUUACUCAUCUCGUUGGAGAGCAGUUUCACGGAAUAGAACAUAUACAAAAAUUACCACAAUACUUGACAAGUACUCAGAUUGAAAAUGGUAAACCCAAUAUAUUUCAGAUUUCAUCGACAACAUUGGUCAAUGUAUUUAAACAAAUAAAUAACAACAAAAUUACAUUUGAUUUUCUUACGGAUAUUGAACUGAGAUCGUUCUUGCUCGCUACAAUUUCGAUGAUCGACAAUUCAUAUCAAAUUAUUGAUUUAUCGGAAUCAUUGGUCAAUCCAUUUAUAUUCUUCGUUCAUGUGGUGAUAUUAACAAACAAAAAUGAUAACGUACCAUUAGUCUACCAGCUGACUCCAUUACCAGCCAUUGUCAAUCGUGAGCAAUUUAUUUACUCAAAUAUACCUCGUAUAGUUGCUCUAAAUACACAAGAUCAGACGGUUAUGACAUGGAACACCAUUCCAAACAAGAAUGAGUGUCUUUUUUCAAUUUUUGUUUAUUGUUCAAAAAGACCGCCGCUCGUUCGACUCAGUCAGUUGCCUUGUUUGUCACAGUUGUUAUAUGACGAUAAAAAGACUGUCAGUUCAUGUGACAUCACACGUAUCUUAGAUGUAGAAACGAAACUUAUCAAUAUCGUAGAUGAUGUUUGGCUUUUUUCUCAUGAUGGACCGCCAAUGUACUGUCAAUUACAACCAAAUAUUGAACCACACAGUGCUUUUGCCAUUAUCAAUGGAUCAUCGCUUCUCCGAUUACCUUGUGAACAAACAAUGACUUGUUCGGACAUUAAGAUGCUUUCAUCCAAUUGCAUUCACCGCAAAGUUUUAAUCAAAUCAUCGACCACUGACAAAUAUGAGUUUCUAUCAACUACACCGCUCUCACUCCAAAAUAUGAAUAUACAACUGCUUUCCACUUNCAAAAAUAGUUGA